ACACACACACACACACACACAUCCUCUCUCUCUCUUUCUGUCCGUCUUUCUUUCUAUCUCUCAGUCAGUAAUAAUGGAGCCCAGCAGUCCGAAGAAGAUCCAGUUUGCUGUGCCUCCGCUGCAGGGACAGCUGGACCCACAGGCCGCAGAACAUAUCCGUCGCAGAAGACCAACUCCUGCCACUCUGCAGAUAUACAGACAACCUGGCACAGAUGUUGGUGAUCAAAACAACGCCAGCGGAGAGUCACAGGUCUCAGAAGCCUCCCAGAGGAAGCAGAGCACCUACGCCCCACCCUCCAUGAAAGAGCUUCAGCUGGGGGUGGAGCAGCACGUUCUGGGGGCGGGGCUUUGUGAGGCAGAAGGCCAGCUAAGCCCAAUCACAGCACAGCUCUAUGCCAGCGCUCUGUGGGCCAAUUACAAUGGGGAAGAGGAAGCCAAUGGGAAUGAAGCAUGUCUGCUGUUAGCCAAUCAGGAGAGAGGAGUGGCAGAGAGCAACAGUGAAGGGGAUUUGUCAUGUGACAACAAAAAGGAAGCGUCCAGUCCGGACUCCAUCUCUCGAUAGCCACCUUCGCUCUGUUUCAUGUAUCUGUCUUUCCAUAAUCAACUUUCUCUUCUCUUAGUCACUGACAUUCAUCUGAUCCCAUUAACAUCACUGCUUCUUCCUGUGCCUCACAUAAACUCUGUGCUUUGAUUUGUUUCUCUCCCAUGCAGACAUACUAAAUACACACAUAAAGAUUUUAGUUAAAUGUGCUAAAUCUGUCUAAAUUUAAAUUACUGCAGGUCAUGUUGGUGAGGCUUAGCUUGUGAAUAAAGAUAUACUAUAUUCAAAAAUGCACUGGAUGUGUGAGUGUAAUAUUUUUAAACACAAUAGUUAAUCCUUUAUUUAUCUGCUUUUACAGAAACGUGUAUUUUUGGGGGAUUUGCUUUAGAUUAAUUAAACACAUAAAGCAUAGCAUUGGGACGACCAUUUAACAUGCUGUUUUGUCUCUGUGCACCAUUUCUUGAGGGAAAUAUAAAUAGCAUUUCAUGCCGUGCCAUACAUCUGUGUGACCCCGUUGUUUGUAGAUCAGCGAUCCCCUGUCAAUGCAUUAACAGCUGAGAUGUCUCUGUAUGUGUCUGUUUUUAUCCUAUGGGCCUGUAGAGCCUUAAAUGUCCACAGAUUUUCUGCAGGAAGAAAUAAAGGAAAAUAAAUAAUCCUCCAAAAUAGCCACAAACACAUAUUCUUCAAAUAAAAGCCCAUCCCAAUUUGAGGCCCAAGUUCCUUUUAGGGUGCAUAUGAUUAGAUCAUUUGAAAGUGAGUCAUUGUCUUUGCCUGUUUUUUAGUGUUAUUUAAGAUUUAGCAGGUUGAAAUGAAAAUGGAAAAAAGGUUACCCUUUUAUCAUUUUUGUUAUGGACAGUCCUUGUGUACAAGUGUCUCUGGGUAAGGAUAUCGUUUAUUGUUUAUUGAUUUGUUUGGCUAUUUGGAUGCUUACAUGUCACUGUGAAUUAGUAAAUUAAAAUAUAUAUAUAUGAUUUUACUUUCUUUUUAGUAUCAACUGUCCACUUUCAUUCCUUUGCCUGCCAUUUUCAGAAUCAGAAUCAUAAAUACUUUAUUAUUCCCGUGGUGGACAUUUGAUUUAAAGUCUGAUUGUUUGUGGGUGAUCGCGUGAAGGUGGGGCUAGGGGUCUGCAUGACAUGAAAUAUCAUACCUUCAAACAACUAUCAAAGAAAAAUACAACCGAGCGCCCUGGAAAUUUAUUGCAUCACUCAUGGAGAGGUGAAUCAUUCAUGUGUGUGACUCAAAAUGUAUAUUUUAUGUUUCAAAGGAUCAUGGCGAAGUCGGUUUCCUAGCACAUAACAUAAGUAUAAAGAUUAAGAUAACCUGAAGUUUCAGACGUGUAUCACAAAUACUACAGAUUUCAGAAUUGUGUGUUUUGAAUUAUUUGAUCAAAAUGGAUGUAUUUUAUUAUCGCAUGCAAUGUGUAUAUCACAUGACUUGCAGCUUGUAAAGGUUGGAUAGCUUUAAAAUACCACAUUUUGGGGAUUGGUGUAAUCUAUAAUAAUGUAUCAUGAUUUAUUUUUUGAUUGUAAAAUAUGUACUGGUAUAAAUGAUCAACCUCUAGGUCACAGCAGCUUUGAAGUCAAUAUCGAGGAGAAAAUAUAUAGGUGUAUACUCUGAAAUGUAGAGAAGAUGCAGAAGUGGCUCAUAAUGACAUGACUGAAGUAAAGGACAAGUACUUUAGAAUUGUACUUGAAGAUAUUACUUCAGUGAAUGUACCUUACUUCCUCCACUUAAUGUCAAUUAACAGGUUUAAGAUUGCUUUGUCAUGCCUGAAAAGAUUAUUUAAGUGUAUGGGUGGAAACCACAACAAGUAUUGAUUAUCUUUUCAAUAUUGUUGAAUUCGAGUCAC
Labrus bergylta (ballan wrasse) is the source of this 2390-nucleotide messenger RNA. Its product is annotated as protein phosphatase 1, regulatory (inhibitor) subunit 1C. Gene Ontology annotation, molecular function: protein phosphatase inhibitor activity. Gene Ontology annotation, cellular component: cytoplasm. The record is from RefSeq and is a predicted model, not a curated record. Gene Ontology annotation, biological process: intracellular signal transduction. NCBI's taxonomy places the organism in Eukaryota, Metazoa, Chordata, Actinopteri, Labriformes, Labridae.